Molecule: messenger RNA, 2090 nt
Organism: Anopheles bellator
Lineage: Eukaryota; Metazoa; Arthropoda; Insecta; Diptera; Culicidae
Exons: 2
Coding region: 1-1575 (524 amino acids)
Biological process (GO): regulation of transcription by RNA polymerase II
Cellular component (GO): chromosome
Molecular function (GO): chromatin insulator sequence binding
Source: RefSeq, a predicted model, not a curated record
AUGGAGCUAAAUGGGCCGCUGGAAGAGCCAACCGAAGAGGAAGAGUACACUGAAUCGGACCACACACGACCGUCGAUGGAGGAAGAUUUUCCAAACUUCCGCAGCUUCCAAAUCGUAAAGAUGGUCAAACACUUCCGCGUCAUCACUGACGGCUCGGAUCAGCGUUUGCGGCUCGGGUUUAAGUGUAAAACGUGCGGGCAUACGUUUAACAAGACGAUGCAACUGCUCGGUCACAUACGGAUGCACUUUGAGGACGAACAUACGUGCCGCGAGUGCGGUAAAUACUUUUUCGAUCCGAACAAGCUGUCGACGCACAUCAAAGCCAAGCAUACCGUUAGCAUGGUAAAAUGCCAACUCGGGUGCACCAAGUUCACAACGACCACGUUUAAAUGUUUACAACUGCACUACGAGCGCUACCAUUUCGUGAAGAUACGCAUGCGAGAGAUGCGUAAGAUGGACGAAGCAAUACGCAGCGGUGGAACGGUGAUGACGGAGCUGGUCAAUAGCCAGCCGAAACGCAAGCGCAGUCGAAGGGGCCAGCUCAAAAUAAACGACGAAGAGUCGCAGGAAUCACUGGAAGAGGUCGCUGUCGAACAGGCAGAGCCGGAGCAGCGACCAGAGCCCGCUGAGCCAGAAGACUGCAUGCCGGCGAGUAGUGAUGGCGAAAUAAUUGCGGAUGAGUGCACGGUCAGCGACCAGAUGCAGUGUUGCGUCUGUGGCGCAAUAUUUGGCAACGAACAGCAGCUGGCACUGCACGAAAGCACUCACACGUCACCGUUCGAGUGCAGCUUCUGCGAGACGGAGUUUCUGGAGCUGGAAGAGAUUCGCGAGCACUAUCAGAGCAAACAUCAAAUGGUGGGUAGCGCCACACAAUUCGUCAUCACGAGCACACAUCCGUCAUCUCAGCUGCAAGUUCAGUCUCAGCCGCACCAAAUGCAACAGCACCAGCACCACCACCAGCUGCAGCUUCAACACCAGCAACACCCGCAGCAGCAGGUGCACCAUAUCGCUCCGACGGCCCAGUUCAUACCGAAUCAAAACCCUGGCGCAAUCACCACGAUGCUGGUAAUGCAAAACGGUAUGCUAAUCCCCGUGCAGACGAUCGACAGCUCCCAGCUGGCGGCAGUUAAUUCGUUUCCGCAGACAAGCAUAACGCAGAUUGGCCAGAACCAGAUCGCCUGGCCUAUCACCGCCACGCCGAUCACGUCGAACCAUCACCCACAGGCCCAACAGGUUUUGCCGCCGGUUCAUAAUCAGAUCGAGAUAAUUCCCCUACACGGCCCAGCUCCGGUGACACAGGCGGGGACCCCAGUGAGCGCGGUUUGCAUUGCACCGCAGCAUUUACAGACGGCCGGCGGAGGCGGAAGCUACGUUAUCAACUCGAUCGCAUCGAUCGAUCCCAGCUAUCUGAAGCAAGUCGAUGCAGUCACGGUACAGCAGCACCAGCAGCACCAACAGCAACAGCACCAACAGCAACAGCAACAGCAACAGCAGCAACAGCAACAGCAGCAACAGCAGUUCCAGCAGCAGCUGCACAGUACGCAACAAUUGCACCAGCAACAAUAUCACACGUAGUAGAACGUGACUCGGGCCAGCGAGAACUUUCCAGUAGCUAGAGCAUCGAUCACAUGAUACAUAAUGAACAUUUUAGAAAAUCGGUAACGAAUAGAACCCGGUUCUAGGGAAACGUAUCGCCCCUUCGUCAAAGGAGCUUUAAUGUGGUUUUAGAAUGCGACACGCUGUUGAUACGCUGCAGUGGCGUUAGUGGACAACACUUCGGACGGUCAACAAAGGAUUUUCUUUUAUCAUACAUACGUAUAUAGACGCGAGAAUUUAGUAAUAGUUUUGAACCUUAUUCGAUGAUGAUAACAUUGCCGAUUUGCAGAAUUGGAAAGGCGUGAAAGGAUGGCGUUUAUUGGAGAGUUUGUUUUUAUUUAAGACAAUCGUUUGGUUCUUUCUGUUCGUCAAAGCGUUUUCAUCGAGCGUUUGAAAACGAUUUAGUGUACCGAAAGGGAAGCGUACUGUUUGUUACGCCAUUAUAUUAAUCUAUAUUUCUUAUCGAACAUAAAUGGGAAAUGAAAUUUGUUUAC